GGAUGGCGAAAGGGCUCCUUGUGACCUAUGUCCUUUGGGCUGUAGGGGGCCCUGCUGGGCUUCACCACCUAUACUUGGGAAGGGACAGUCAUGCCCUGCUCUGGAUGCUUACCCUGGGGGGAGGUGGGCUGGGCUGGCUUUGGGAAUUCUGGAAUCUCCCAAACUUUGUAGCUCAAGCCAACAGAGCCCAGGGACAGAAACAGAGCUCAAGAGAGGGGAUACCCCCACUGAGUCCCAUUCGCUUUUUUGCCCAGAUGAUAGUGGGCAUAUAUUUUGGMCUUGUGGCUCUGAUUARCUUUYCUUCCAUGGCCAACUUYUACAUUGUGGGCCUCCCACUGGCAGUUGGCUUAGGUGUCUUGCUGGUGGCUACUAUUGGCAACCAAACCUCAGACUUUAAGAACACUCUAGGAGCAGCAUUUCUUACUUCCCCUAUAUUCUAUGGCCGCCCCAUAGCCAUCCUGCCCAUCAGCUUGGCUGCCAGCAUCACAGCCCAGAAGCAUUGCCGCUAUAAACCUUCAGUAGAGUCAGAGACACUCAGUGUGCGGCUCUACCGGCUCGGUUUGGCUUACCUUGCUUUCACAGGCCCGCUGGCAUACAGUACCCUGUGGAACACAGCUGCCACUCUCAGUUAUGUGUCAGAAACACUUGGCUCCUUCUUAAGUUGGUUCAGCUUUUUCCCCCUUCUUGGCCGCCUUAUAGAGUCUGUCCUCCUUCUGCCUUACCAAAUCUGGUGGCUAUUAGUUGGGGAUCCAGGUAUCAACAAC
Urocitellus parryii (Arctic ground squirrel) is the source of this 764-nucleotide messenger RNA. The record is from RefSeq and is a predicted model, not a curated record. NCBI's taxonomy places the organism in Eukaryota, Metazoa, Chordata, Mammalia, Rodentia, Sciuridae.